Messenger RNA from Hypomesus transpacificus, 1750 nucleotides. RefSeq names its product catenin alpha-1-like. Gene Ontology annotation, molecular function: actin filament binding; structural molecule activity; beta-catenin binding. Gene Ontology annotation, cellular component: catenin complex; actin cytoskeleton; adherens junction. The record is from RefSeq and is a predicted model, not a curated record. The transcript has 7 exons. Bases 350 to 1687 code for a protein of 445 amino acids. Gene Ontology annotation, biological process: cell migration; cell-cell adhesion. NCBI's taxonomy places the organism in Eukaryota, Metazoa, Chordata, Actinopteri, Osmeriformes, Osmeridae.
GUACUAGCCUGCCCUCCCACUAGUCCAGGAAACCACCCAGCUGACCCCCCUCCGUCUACUCCAUUGUUAAACCCAAAGGGAAACAUCGAAACCUUCUUUAUAGAAACUUUCAGGCUUCGUAGACUUUCGCAGAGGUUUAUCUUUAUUCACUGGCCUCUUAAUCUGACUCAUAACCAACUUUACAAACUAUUGGAACUUGGACUACUCCCGAAGCCGAAGGAGUGCCCCUUGUAGAGAAAAAGAAAAACUUUACUAGGAGGCAUAGCAGGAAUUCACGAUUCCAUUCCACCAUUUUGAGGCGUUUUUUCAGGAAGUUUUCAGGUGGACUGCUUUUUGACUCUGUGUGAACAUGACGACCAUUAACACUGCCAACAUCAACUUUAAAUGGGACCCCAAGAGCCUGGAGAUCCGUACUCUGGCAGUGGAGAGGCUGCUGGAGCCACUGGUCACCCAGGUCACGACCUUGGUGAACUCGAGCAACAAAGGCCCAUCCAACAAGAAGAAAGGCCGCUCCAAGAAGGCCCAUGUUCUGGCUGCGUCGGUAGAGACGGCCACAAUGAAUUUUCUGGAUAAAGGAGAGAAGAUUGCCAAAGAGAGCCAGUUCCUGAAGGAAGAGCUGACCGCUGCUGUGGAGGAUGUCCGUAAGCAAGGUGAGUCCAUGAAGCAGGCGUCUGGGGAGUUUGCAGAGGACCCGUGCUCCUCGGUGAAGAGGGGCAACAUGGUGCGUGCGGCCCGGGCCCUGCUCUCCGCCGUCACUCACCUGCUCGUCCUGGCCGACAUGUCGGAUGUGUACAAGCUGCUCCUGCAGCUCAAACUGGUGGAGGAGAACCUCGUCAAGGUCCGCAAUGCGGGAACCGAGCAGGACCUGGGGAUCCAGUACAAGGCCCUGAAACCAGAGGUGGACAAGCUCAACAUCAUGGCUGCCAAGAGACAGCAGGAGCUGAAGGAUGUCCACCACAAGGACCAAAUGGCGGCGGCCCGCGGCGUGCUGCAGAGGAACAUCCCCAUGCUGUACACGGCGUCCCGCGCCUGCCUGCAGCACCCUGACGUGGCGGCCUACAAGGCCAACCGUGACCUCAUCUACAAGCAGCUGCAGCAUGCCGUGUCGGGCAUCUCCAACGCCGCCCAGGCCACCGCCAGCGACGACGCUGCCCUCAACCACCCCGCGGGGGGAGGGGAGCUGGCCUAUGCCCUCAAUAACUUUGACAAACAAAUCAUCGUGGACCCCCUGGCGUUCAGCGAGGAGCGCUUCCGCCCGUCUCUGGAGGAGCGCCUGGAGAGCAUCAUCAGCGGCGCCGCCCUCAUGGCCGACUCGUCCUGCACGCGCGACGACCGCCGCGAGCGCAUUGUGGCCGAGUGCAACUCUGUCCGCCAGGCACUGCAGGACCUGCUGUCAGAGUACAUGGGCAAUGUAAGACUCUUUCAUCACUCCCUUUCCCUCUCUCCCCCCCACCCCUCUUCUUUUUUCUUUUUUUUACCUCUAUUGCGAGUGCCUCAUUACCCACACUAUUCCAUCUCUUUUUUCCCCCCUAACCUCCACUUUUCUCCUCCGCACACACACACAAACACACACACACUCGGCUCCCCCUCUCCACAUGGGGUAAUGGGGGUGCCUCAUCUCUCUCACAGCCUUUCCUCUCUCCUCCCCGUUCUUUAUCUCCCUCCGCACUGCUCCGCAGGGGGUUAGGAGGCUUGCGCGCCUCACCCUGCCUUCACGUUUGCUAGUCUCUCCCUGUGUCUCCCUAUCCUU